UAAAAUGCACCGCCCCCUCUCAGUCACUCCCAAGAUGGCGGACCUACUGGGCUCCAUCCUAAGCUCCAUGGAGAAGCCACCCAGCCUCGGUGACCAGGAGACGCGGCGCAAGGCCCGAGAGCAAGCUACCCGUCUGAAGAAACUACAAGAGCAAGAGAAACAACAGAAAAUAGAAUUUCGUAAAAGGAUGGAGAAAGAAGUGUCAGAUUUCAUCCAAGACAGUGGGCAGAUCAAGAAAAAGUUUCAGCCUAUGAACAAGCUAGAGAGGAGCAUACUACAUGAUGUGGUGGAAGUAGCAGGCCUAACAUCCUUCUCCUUUGGGGAAGAUGAUGACUGUCGCUAUGUCAUGAUCUUCAAAAAGGAGUUUGCACCUUCAGAUGAAGAGCUGGAAUCAUACCGCCAUGGAGAGGAGUGGGAUCCCCAGAAGGCUGAGGAGAAGCGAAAGCUAAAGGAGCUGGCCCAGCAGCAGGAGGAGGAGGCAGCCCAGCAGGGACCUGUGGUGGUGAGCCCUGCCAGUGACUACAAGGACAAGUAUAGCCACCUUAUUGGCAAAGGGGCAGCUAAGGAUGCGGCCCACAUGCUACAGGCCAAUAAGACCUAUGGCUGUGUGCCUGUGGCCAACAAGAGGGAUACACGUUCCAUUGAAGAGGCCAUGAAUGAGAUCCGAGCCAAGAAGCGUCUGAGGCAGAGUGGGGAAGAGUUGCCAACUAACUCUUAGGAACCCCACCAGCUCCCUUUGACCUCUUGGGGCAGGGCAAGGGGUAGGGAGGGAGAAGACUGCUGCUAUUAGGACCCAUCCUGAAGCCCCACUCUGGAACCACCUUCUGCCAACUGUCACUCAGGCUGGGGGGAAGCAGGUGUUUGUCACUGUUGGAGCGUGGAUAUGUAUAUGUGUGUAUAAUUGUGUGUAUGUGUGAUGUGUGUGUAAAAGAGUGAAUGCACAAGUGGAUAUUUAAUCUGUAUUAUUCUCUGUUCUUGGAAUUUUCUUCCCCAUGGGGCUGGGUUGCUUUACAUUCAAUAAACACUGUUUGACCCAACA
Molecule: messenger RNA, 1039 nt
Organism: Octodon degus (degu)
Lineage: Eukaryota; Metazoa; Chordata; Mammalia; Rodentia; Octodontidae
Gene: Spag7
Product: sperm associated antigen 7
Exons: 7
Coding region: 5-718 (237 amino acids)
Molecular function (GO): nucleic acid binding
Source: RefSeq, a predicted model, not a curated record